AUGGUGGCCGUCCAUUCGUGGUCGGGCCGGGGACCGUGCUCGAGGGCCUUAACGCAAAUUUCACAACUUAUCUUCCAGUUCCUGGUGGCUAGAAAUCUUUCUCUUGACAUGAGUUUUGUUCCCUCCAACUCGAAUCAGGCGGAUUGGUUUUGUAGGAGGUUGUCCCCCUCAGAUGCUAUGCUUUUGCCAACAUCUUGGGAUCUUGUCCAGCGCCAUUUUGGGGGCGUUAACGGCCAUAAUCUUGAUCUCAUGUCGCUGGACUCUAAUGUUCAAUGUGAUGGGAAAGGGAACCCGUUGAGGCAUUUUACCCCUUAUCCUACUCCUAGCUCGUCUGGGGUUAAUGUUUUUAAUCAAGACCUGUCCGUGUGCAAUGGCAACCAUGUAAACGCUUAUGUUUUUCCUCCUUUUUCGUUGAUUGGCCCUUUGCUGCGCCUUUUUGCGUCUGCAAAUGCAGCUGUUACAAUUGUGGUUCCGAAGUUGUCCCCUUUGCCUGGUUGGUGGCCAUUGCUAAUGUGUUCGCUACCCGCAGAGUUUUAGUUGCUAAGAAGGGGUCGGCCGAUGCGCUCCUUUUGCCUUCUCGACAUGGUUUUGUAUCCCGUUUAUGCCCCUAUGACCUCUGGGCGUUUCGAAUUGCACGCUCCUCCUCGCGGACGACCUAACGGGUGAUGUUUUCCUUUCAGUCUUUGCCGAUUGUUCCCAAACUGUUUCAACCGUGUGUGUCUUGUCCAGUUUGCGCCAAACCCAAUGACUGUGAUUUCCGCUUCUGUCAGAGGUGUGGUUAUCAACGUCAGAAGAGAGUUUCCCAGGCUUCUCCUCACCUUAAAGCUCCUGUCAAUUUGUCCGUUAUAAGUGCGCGUAAACAGUGUUCGGUUGCUAGGCAACGCUCUACGCCAUACCAGAAACAGAAGAGUGCCUUGGAGGUUGAGUUUAUGGAUUUCCUCAGAUUUACUUCACAACAGGACAUGUGCACGGCCAUUCCUGAUGAUAUUGUCGAUUUCUUGAUUUGGAAGGACAGUUUUGGUAAAACGGUGGUACAUUGUGAUACGUGUCCGUUCUUUGGAGAGAGAAGUAAUUCGUCCUGUUCGUGCCCUAAACGCUUGGCGUAUGGUUCGGUUGACUCUACCAUUGGGAAACUGAGAGCCAUUUUCAACAAAUAUGGUAGAACUGCCAUUGAUGGCCCCAUUCUCGGGCUCGCUAAUCCUGCAGCUUCCCCUGAGGUCAAGUCCUACUUAUCGGCCAUCAGAGAGGAGCAGUUGGUUGCACGGGUCGUCCCCAAGCAAGCUGAGCCAUUCUUUUUCAGGGAUUUGGUGAUCUUGUCGUCUGAGAUACUUAGGCACAUGAACACUCACCUUCGUUCUCCAUCACAGUUUUUUAUUUUAGCGCGGGAUCAAGCGUUUUUUAAUAUACAGCUCUUUGGCGGUGACAGGGCGGGCGACUUGGGUCGGGUACGAACGCAGGAGAUGCAGCACUUCCCAAACAACCAGGGCUUGUUGUUCAACCACACCUUGAUGAAGUCCCUGCGGGAUGGUGCUUCGAAUCUCUUUGGCCUUAAGCGUCAUGUGGAUCCGACAGUGUGCCCGGUUACCGCCGUGGAGGUUUACGUUAAUCUUUGCGACUUAUUAAAGGUUCCUGUUCGCCGGGGAUUUUUGUUUCGACCUUUGAACCCAUCGGGGGAGGUUCUGCCUGCUCCUUUUGGGUUUGCUGCAACCCAGUCCCGAUUAUCCCUGUACGAUAGCCAGCUCCCGGACUUGGCUAAUUGGAACGUCACUCUGCACGGUUUAAGAAGUGGUUGUGCGAUUUCUCUUGCGCUUGCCGCAACGAAACUUGAUCAGAUCACGGACCACGUGGGCUGGAAAUCAUCGUCCACAGCACUGCACUAUAUGAAACUAAAUCAAGUACUUAGCUCUGGUGGCGCUGCUGACGCCCUAUCUUCGUUGACUUUAGACUUAGCUGACGCUUAUAAGGAAUAUAAUGAUUUGCAGGGUUUUACUAAAGCCUUCACUUAG
Messenger RNA from Porites lobata, 2006 nucleotides. The record is from the annotation of a GenBank genome assembly. NCBI's taxonomy places the organism in Eukaryota, Metazoa, Cnidaria, Anthozoa, Scleractinia, Poritidae.